Melospiza melodia melodia is the source of this 2466-nucleotide messenger RNA. RefSeq names its product hook microtubule tethering protein 2 (gene HOOK2). Lineage: Eukaryota; Metazoa; Chordata; Aves; Passeriformes; Passerellidae. The record is from RefSeq and is a predicted model, not a curated record. Gene Ontology annotation, biological process: cytoskeleton-dependent intracellular transport; cytoplasmic microtubule organization. Gene Ontology annotation, cellular component: cytoplasm; centrosome. Gene Ontology annotation, molecular function: dynein light intermediate chain binding; microtubule binding.
UGUCCCUGGAGGACCGGCCGGACAUGGCGGCGGGGCGGGACGCGUGCGGGGCGCUGCUCACCUGGCUGCAGAGCUUUGACCCCCCCAGUCCGUGCGCGGCCCCCCCAGACCUGGCCAGCGGGGUCACCCUGGCGCACGUCCUGCACCAGAUUGACCCGUCGUGGUUCGAUGAGCCGUGGCUGGGCCGGAUCCGGGGGGACACCGAGAGCAGCGCCCGUGUCAAGGUGAACAACCUGCGCCAGGUGCUGCAGAGCGUGCUGGAGUACUGGCAGGAUGUGCUGGGCCAGGCCGUGGGGGAGCAGCACGUGCCCGACGUGGGGGCGGCCGCCCGGCACGGUGACCCCAAGCAACUGGGCAAACUGGUGAGACUGGUGCUGGGCUGUGCCGUCAGCUGCGAGCGCAGGGAAGAGCACAUCCAGCGCAUCAUGACGCUGGAGGAGUCGGUGCAGCAUGAGGUGAUGACGGCCAUCCAGGAGCUCCUGGACCCGGAGCCGUCGGAGCCGAUGGCGGCCGAGACCUACGGGAACUUCGACACUCAGCCCCCCUGUGCCCCCCCAGUCCGCCGCUAUUACUACCUGAGCCAGGAGCCCCCCGAGGAGGGGCAGGGGCAGCGCUGCCGGGAGCUGGAGCAGCAGGUGGCCACCCUGCUGGAGGAGAAGGGCCACCUGGCCGCCGAGAACCGCGCCCUGCGCGAGCAGCUCGAGGCCGAGGGCGCCGGCGCCGCCGCCAAGAAGCUGCUGCGGCUGCAGACGCAGGUGGAGGAGCUGCAGGAGGAGAAUUACAGGCUGGAGAGCGGCCGGGAGGAGCUGCGGGCGCGCUGCUCGCGGCUGGAGCAGGAGGCGCGCGGGCUGCAGGCGCGGGCGCAGGAGCUCAGCGGGCUGGCGGGGGAGGCGCGGGCGCUGCGCGACGAGAUGGACCUGCUCAGGGCAUCGUCGGCCCGUGCCGGGCGCCUCGAGGCGGCGGUGGCCACGUACCGGGGCCGGGCGGCGGCGGCGGGCGAGCUGCGGCGCUGGGCGCGGGCGCUGGAGGAGCGGCACGCGGCGCAGGUGCGCAGGGCCGCGCACCUACAGCAGCAGCUGGGCCGCGCCCAGGCCGGCUGUGCGCAGCUGGAGGCUGCACGGAAACAGGUGGAGGAGCUGAGCGGGCAGCAGGCGGAGGCGGCACUGAGGGCUGAGAAAUGGCACCUGGAGUUCCGGCACCUGCAGGAGCGAUUCGAGGCCCUGAGCCAGGAGAAGGAGAGGCUGCUGGAGGAGCGGGACGCGCUGCGUGAGGCCAACGAGGAGCUGCGCUGUGUGCAGGUGCAGCAGAGCUACCUGAGCCAGGCAGGUGCAGGGCUGGAGGGGGGCCCAGCCCCUCCCCGGAAUUUGGCGGCUGAGAUCCUUCCCGCAGAGCUCAGGGACACGGUGACGCGGCUGCGGCGCGAGAAUCGACGGCUGCGGCUGCAGCGGGACCAGCUCCAGCACAGGCUGGAGGCCACAGGGGCAGCUGAGCCUCGGACAGCGCAGGGGAGGCCGCAGGAGGAGCUGGUGCUGAUGGAGGAGACCCCCGAGGACCUGGAUGAGCUGCCAGAGGGAGAGGAGGAGGAAGAUCUGGAGCUCUCCAAAGCUGGAUUUAGAGGUUCCACAAGCUCGCCCCCCCAAAAACCCUCAGGACCCCUUGGGGACCCCCCUGGCACCCCCCCAUUGGCCCCCGUGCUGCAGCUCCUCCGCAACCAGCUGCAGGAGAAGGAUGCGCUGAUCCGGCACCUGGAGAACGACUGGGAGCGCAGCCGGGCGCAGCGGGAGCGCGAGGAGCGGCUGCUGGUCACCGCCUGGUACAACAUGGGCCUGGCGCUGCAGCAGCACGAGGGUGACAUGGCGGCGCGGGGUGGUGGCAGCGGCGCUCGCUCCUUCCUGGCCCAGCAGCGCUUGGCCACGGCGGCACGGCGGGCACGCCCUCACGGCCGGGCCGCCUCCUCCAGCUGAGAGAGGGGACCCCAAAAACCCCACGGGGGGACCCCAACAACCCCAUGGAGACACCCCAAAAACCACACGGCGGGCACGGGCCCCUCACGGCCGGGCCGCCUCCUCCAGCUGAGAGGGGGAACCCCAAAAACCCACGGGGGACCCCAAACACCCCACGGUGAGCACAGGCCCAUCAUGGCCAGGCUGCCUCCUCCAGCUCCGAGAGGGGAACCCCAAAAACCCCACGGGGGACCCCAAACACCCCACGGCGGGCAUGGGCCCAUCACGGCCGGCUGCCUCCUCCAGCUCCGAGAGGACACCCCAUAACACCCCAAACCCCCUCGCUCUGGGCUGGUCCCGUUUCAAACACUACAAACCUGAGCUCCUCGCCUCAUUUGGGGGGGCUGGACUUUGCCCCCGUGUCUUUUGGGGGAAUUUUAGCACUUCUAUUUUUGUAGCUGAUUUUGGGGGGGGGCUUGUGUGUGUCACCCCAUAAAAUGUUCUAAUAAAGACUCAGGAAUCA